AAACCCAUGUUUUGGAAAACUUCCACGAAGGUGCACUUGAUGUAUUCGACAAAAACCAAUGAAUGUGCAGUAGAAGUUUGAUUUAAUAUUCCAUUAUUUGUCAAAGAGUUUUACGCCUACGUUUGAAAAACGUAUUAAGAAGUAUUAUUUUCAGAAUUAGUUUUAUCCAUACAUCUGAGAACAUUAUAAAAUAACAUACUCCAAAUUUAUGUAAAUAAAUACUUGCAUUUGUAAAUGUAAAGAAUUUAGAAGAAAAAGACGAAAAAGGUCAUAUUUUAUAGUUCAGCAUACAUUUGAGGCGAUUUCCCGUGGAAGAAACAAUUUUUUAGUGGUUUCCAAGAUAACCUUGUUUAAGUCGUUUGUUUUUGGAAAUAUUCCCUAUGGCUAUAUCAAAUUUGUCCCAUCAAUUUUUAAUUACACUUAAGUCUGGGGUCUGUACAGGCGCAAUGACUACGUGAGACAAUUCGGACAAUCAAAUUCAUCACAAUUACUGUGAAAUGUUCAAUUCGAGGGUAUCAUAUUCUUCACCGCAAGAUGAUGUUCUUACUGGAAGGGAUGGAAGGGAAACCCAAUCCUCGCUUCUUCGUGACAAAAUUCCAGCGCGUUUGGUGCUCUAUUUCCUUUCGUGGUCUGGCUUUCUGGUCUCUUUUAUGAUGCGCAAUGAUAUGAAUUUCGCAUUGGUGGCUAUGAUAGCGAACGACAAUUCAACGCAAAACCAAUCUCUUAUCAAAUCGCAACAAAUAUUGGGUACUGGGACUGAUGACCAAAAAACAAUAGUAAAAUCUGUUGUAAUAAGUUCCUUCUAUUGGUGCUACGUGUUGUCGCAGGUGGUUGGAGGGGUUGCCACAGAAUUGUUUGGAACCAAGUGCGUAUUUGGAUGGUCUCAGUUAGCAACAGCUCUAUGUAGUUUUAUGAUGCCAUCAGCAGCGCAAUUACAUUACAUAGCUGUUAUUGUGUUGCGGUCUAUUCAGGGAUUUGCUUCUGGUUUGACGUGGCCUGCCAUGUAUGCAAUAGUUGGAUAUUGGAUACCUCUUACGGAACGUUCACGUUUUAUGUCAAGCUUUCAGGGUUUUAGUAUUGGUAUUGGUUUAACGUAUCCGUUAUGUGGAUUUAUUUUAUCAGAAUGGGGUUGGCCAUAUAUAUUUUAUACUACUGGUACUUUAGGGCUUGGAUGGUGUAUACUAUGGUAUUUACUUGCUUUUAAUACACCACGCGAGCACCCUCGUAUUACUAAAGAUGAAUUGAAUUAUAUAGAGCUAAACGUUAAAAAAGAAGUAAACAGUAGUGUUAAAGUUAAAGUGCCUUGGCUGCAAAUAUUUAAAUCCAUACCUGCUUGGGCGAUUGCUAUAACAACUUUUGGACGAAUAUUUGUUCAUUACAUUUUUAUUGUUAAUGGUCCGACAUUUAUGGGAAAUGUUUUAAAGUUUAAUUUUGAAACAAAUGGUUUUCUAUCCGGUGUUCCAUUUAUUUGUUCAUAUAUAUCAUCAGUACUAUUUUGUUAUAUUGCCGACAAAAUUGUAUUUUAUAAGGUUUUGUGUCUUACUAAUGUAAGAAAAGUAUUUACUGCUCUAUCACAAAUUAUUCCUGGGGUGUUAAUAUACUGUAUUGGUUAUAUAGACAAUGUGUACAUUUUGUUAACGGUAUGGUUUAUAGCUGUGAUAUUUAUAACUGCAUCUUAUGCUGGAGCUAUGGCCAAUAUAAUUGACUUAGCGCCAAAUUAUGGUCAUUCCGCAGCUGUUUUAGCAUUUUGCCAAACAAUUCAUAUGUCUGCAUCCUUUAUAUCUCCGCUAACGGCUGGAUUUAUCGUCACACAAGAGGUAAAGUAUAGAAUUUAAUAUUAUAUUGUAGUUACAAAACACAAUUAGUAUUCUAAAGAUGAAGAGGUGCAGUCAACGGGUAAUGCUAUUUAUUAUACCUUAUACUCGAAGAGGAACGUUUUCGACCAUAUAAAGUUAUCACGAUCACAGUUCGCCUGUCCGUAUAAGCACCGAGUUCUCGACAACCACUAAAGCGCCGCAGCUCAAGCUUUUUUCAAAAGAUUCACAGUUUUAUUAAUUUUAAAUUAAGAUUUAUUAACUUUUUGCCACGUCCUAAAACCGCCCAAAUGUUUUUAUAUUUGUUCCUAAUUCAAUUAGUCCGCCUUUUUAUAAAACAAGCACGCGCUUGGCCUUAUUGACAAUUAUCGAAAUAUGGUCUGAAAAUUUUAGCUUAGGGUCCAGAAGAACACCAAGAUCAUUAACCCUUGUUAUUCUAUAGGAAAGCUCCAGCUUAGAGUGUAGUUGCGUGUAUUAGGUUGAUACGACUAAAGGUCAUAACUUAACUCUUGGAUCCAUAUAAUUUUAGACGUUAUCACAGCACAUUUGAAAGCCUUCUAUUUCGGAUUGUAAGUCCAUUUCUUUAUACGGAGGCAUUAUGUAAUGUCUGCAUACAUAAGUACACGCGAAUGUUUUAUUUUUAAGUUUAGUUCGUUAAUAUAAAGGUAAAAAGGAGCGGACCAAGGCAGGAUACCGGAUGUGACUCGGAGAAUACAAGAAAAAGAAUUUUUAAAGAGGACCCAAGUUACGUCACUAGAAGAGAAUGCUUAACAGAGUCAAAUGCUUUACUGAAGUCAGUGUAGAUGACAUCUGCUUGAAGAAUAUUUUUGAAGCCCUGUUUUAACAAGGAAGUUAUCACCAAAAGGAUUCCAUUGAUCAAUGGCGAAGAGUAUUUGAAGUCUCCGCAAUUAUUUCAAUUCUGACGUAUCUAUUUUAUCAACUUUUCGGGACCGCAGAAAUACAGACAUGGAAUAAAGGACUACCAGUUAAUGAUGAUUCAGAUGAAGGGAAGGUUUUAUCGACAGCAAAGGAUGAUUUAGAUAAUACUGGUGGACCAAUUUAAAGAAAUCACAGUUAAAAUUAAAACUGUUAUACCAAAUUUGAUAUAUGUUAUAUGUUCGCUGUUAUGAUAAUAAAAUAUCACACC
This is a messenger RNA of Drosophila melanogaster (fruit fly), 2961 nucleotides long. It is a transcript of the gene MFS17, whose product is annotated as major facilitator superfamily transporter 17. The record is from RefSeq and is marked reviewed. Gene Ontology annotation, biological process: transmembrane transport. The coding region runs from base 498 to 1835 and encodes 445 amino acids. The transcript has 6 exons. Gene Ontology annotation, cellular component: membrane. Gene Ontology annotation, molecular function: transmembrane transporter activity. Lineage: Eukaryota; Metazoa; Arthropoda; Insecta; Diptera; Drosophilidae.